Molecule: messenger RNA, 1755 nt
Organism: Colletotrichum aenigma
Lineage: Eukaryota; Fungi; Ascomycota; Sordariomycetes; Glomerellales; Glomerellaceae
Gene: terD
Product: FAD-dependent monooxygenase terD
Exons: 6
Coding region: 1-1755 (584 amino acids)
Molecular function (GO): FAD binding
Source: RefSeq, a predicted model, not a curated record
AUGCCCGACGAAGAAGUCGACGUUCUUAUCUGCGGUAGCGGGUCAGCGGGCCUCUGCGCAGCGGUCUGGCUAGCUCGUUGCGGGGUCAAAUUCAAGAUCCUCGAGCGCCGGGAGGGUCCGCUCCAGCAAGGCCAAGCCGACGGCGUGCAGUGCCGGACAGUCGAGAUUAUGGAGAGUCUGGGGUUGUCGGAGGAUUUGUUGAAAGAAGCGUACCAUGUUCUGGAGCUCGCAUUUUGGACUCCGGACGGUAACGGCGGGAUCCGGAGAUCCCACCUAGAGCCGGACACGGAGCCGGGGCUCAGUUGGCUGCCCCAUGUUAUCCUGAAUCAAGCCCGCAUCAACGAAUUCAUGAUAAAAGACAUCGAACGCGUAUCUGGUCAGUCUCAUAUCCAGUAUGGCAGCGACGUCCAGAGUGUCGAGGUAGACAGCCAGUUAGCCAAGGAUCGAAAGGCUCAUUGCGUCACGGUCAAGGCGGUAGAAAACGGAGUUGAGCGCACGUAUCGAGCGAAAUAUGCCCUGGGUUGCGACGGUGCCCACAGCUCCGUCAGAAAAUCACUGGGGUUCAAGAUGGUCGGGGACAGCACCGACGCCGUCUGGGCCGUGAUGGACGUCUUUGCCAAAACAGACUUUCCUGACAUCCGCAAGAAGUGCGUUCUGCAAUCUCCAGCGGGCAACCUCGUCAUCAUCCCGCGAGAAGGAGACGAGAAAGUUCGCUUCUACAUGGAGAUGCCUGGCUGGGCGGCAAGCGACGUCAAACCUGACAAGGUGAAGCAUCGGGUUGACCAGAUAUUCAGCCCGUAUACGGUGGACAUUGUAGAAACUUCGUGGUUCUCCGCGUAUUCUAUCGGCCAACGCCUCGCAAACAACUUCACCAAAGACCACCGUGUGUUCCUGACUGGGGACGCAUGUCACACCCAUUCCCCGAAAGCUGGCCAGGGUAUGAAUGUGAGUCUUCAAGAUGGGUACAAUAUUGGAUGGAAGCUCGCGGCUGUGAUAAAAAUGGAGAACGAUCCCGCGAUAUUGGAGACAUAUGUCUCCGAGCGGCAAGAAACCGCCAACGAUUUGAUUGAGUUCGAUCGCCACUUCACCAACCUUUUCUCAUCAUCGUAUCGGAAGGAACAUGGUGUCACCGCGGAAGACUUUCAGGACUAUUUCAUCAAAUCAGGGAGAUACACAGCCGGGCUCGCAAUAGAGUACAAGCCCUCAAUUCUGAUUCGGCCAAGCGAGGCUGAUAAGCUGGCAUCGGGUGUGCGCGUGGGAAUGAGAUUUCCGAGCGCGCAAGUAGUCCGCGUUUUUGAUGCCCGGGUUAUGCAAUUGGCGAGGGCCUUGCAGUCUGAUUCUCGAUGGCACGUGGUUGUUUUCGGGGGAGAUAUCAACAAUGCAGAAGGCGCGGCUCGUUUGUUACAGGCUACCUCAGAACUGGCCGCUGCUCUGGAACGCUUGGUUCUUGAACGUUUUCACCCAGUGUUGUUGCUCAAGUCUGACCGGAAAAAGCUGGAUGAGAGGAAGAUUCCCAGCUUCUUCAUGCCAAACACAGGACAUGGAGGAGUGCGACGUCUCCAGGACGUCUUCGUUGAUGACCAGAGUUAUCAUGCUGGUCAUGGCGAAGCUUACGCCAAAUACGGCGUCGAUGCUGCAGUUGGGGCUGUGGUCCUCGUCCGUCCAGACCAAUACGUCUCUUUGAUAUGCCCAUUGGGGCGAGCAGAAGACAUCGUUAAAUUCUUCAUGGACCCUACCAUCCCCUCGAAAGAUUGA